CCCAGGGCCGCCCUGAGGGGCCGAGCCGUGAGGGGCCACGCCGCGUCCGGAGCCCGGGGAGGAUCGGGCGGCGUGUCGCAGCCGUGUCCCGGUUAAACCCAGAAGGGCGGGGGAAGCUCAGUCGCUCCCGCCUCGGCAUGAAGCUCGGACCGCCCCGCUGCCGCCAUGCAACCACUCAGCGCCGCGAUCCCCCCUGCCUCCAUUUUCUCUGGGCUCCCCCCGCAGGCAGGCGCCCUCAGCCCGCCCUUCCCUGCGGCCCGAGCGGGCCGGCCCGGCGGGAAGGGCUCGGGACGGGUGCUGGGCAGCGGGGCCCCGGCUGGCGAGGCGCAGAGCCCGCUCCGCCGUGAGGGGCAGGACCCGGCGGCCCUCAGACAUCUUCGUUUCGGUUCCCCCUUCGCCGGCGACACGGGCGUGUUCGCUUGGAGGGCCUGUGCGUGGAAACACAAACUGGAAGAGUUGGCGGCUCUCCUCUCCCGUUAUCACCAGGGGUUUUUUAAAACUCUUGGGCUCUCUGGAAGCAGCGCUGAAGGGGCGCGGUGGGCGCACAGCUCCGUGUGCUCGCAUGUCCCUCCGGGGGUUCCUCGGCUCCUCCGCGGCCCCGGAUUAAUGCUUGUGCCGCUCCUGGAUGUGUUCCCACCCCGUCCUCCGCUGUCCCGUUCAAUGCGCAGGAGCGGUGGCUGUGUAAAAUGGCGAGACUGUCUGCGUGGUGCUGUGUGCAGGCACCGCCUGCUCCCCCCCGAGGCUCCCGUCCUUGCAUCUAAAAAAAAUUCCCCUAAAUGUAACAUCCACAGCGUCUCGGUCUGUCCUUUCCGUCCCGAGUAACCGAGCACGUAACAUUCCGGCCCCCGAAGUGUAUUCCAAAGACAAGGUUGCUGAAAUCAUACAACCCCUUUUAAGAAACCCAUACCGAUUGUUUAAAAGUACUUGCAUUGCACCCGUGUCACGAUUACACAUGAGUUUAUCGGUACUCUUGAACACUACGGUUUUUUAUUUUAAAAAAUCAUUAUUUUAAAAUAACUUUUUAGAAAAAGCGUUGCCCCGUGUCACGAUUUUAACACGAGAGCGUAUCACUACACCAGGUGGGGUUUUUUUAGUUUUUAUUACUGCUGGUGAAGAGGACAGUGAAUCCUGGGAUUUAAAACUUUCCCCGGGUGCGAUGGUGGAUUUUAAUUCCCGCAGCCAGCGCCGCGGCCGGCAGUCGGGAGCAGAGGGAUAACCGGGGAUGUACCUCUGUAAAAAAAAACAAAAACCAAAAAAAAAAAAAAAAAAAAAAAAAAAAAAAAAAAAAAAAUCCCGAGGUGUCUGCAGGGAGUGGCACGGGCAUAUUUUAGCACUGCGGUUUGUCACGCUGCUCAGGAGCACCCGGGGAUCGUCCUGAUUAAUCCGGCGGGUUUGGACUGAGCGCUGUCUGACGCAGACACAGAGACAAAGCCUGUCAGACAGAGCCGGAGAAAAGCUGCUCGUGUUACUGACUUUGCAUCACCUCGAGUCUGAGUUUUUCCCCAUAUAUUGAAAAAGGCCGAGGGGAGCCUAGAUAUAUAUUUAUUUUAUAUGUAUAAAAACUAAAUGCCAAUCAGAAUACCUCAAUCCCGGGUUUACCGUUUAUUAAACUGUUUUGGGAGAUUCUGCAAGGCCUAGUGCUCAGGGACGAGGUUGCUGCUUCAUACAGAAAAGAGACAUUGAAAACAAUCAAAUGAACAAAAAAAACAAACUAAAAAACCAAACCAACAACAACAAAAAAGAACCAAACCAACAAGAAAAAAAAGGAAGGUGCCUUCCCUCCGUGUGUGGAGUGUCUCGGAGCAACCCGAGCAGCAGCUCAGUCGCCGGCAGCCAGCAGCGCUGUGCUGCUGCCCGCCUGUCCUAAGCUGGGUUCUGCAACACAGGUUUUUCCAAAGGAAGUGAGUCCUGGAAAAUGCAUCACUAAAGCUAAGUGCUAAAGAAUCUGACCCAGGAGGAUUGCUCUGUGUAGCAAAAAGGAGUUGGGUCUUCAGCCAGAUCCUACUGGGACUGUAAAUGCCUCGGUUCUUACCAGAUACUACAGUAAGAACUCUCUGCCUGCUUCACAGUCACAGCAAGAGGACUGCACAAAACCAUAACCCAGCACUACAUCAGGUUCAAAGUGUUUCUUCUGUCAUCACAUGCAUCUGCCCUCGGAUAUCAGAAAACCACAGAGAAUUACAGCAGUGAGGAAAUAUUCAAAGGUCAUCCCAGGAUCAGUCUGAGUGACAGAUGAAUGUGAGAAAGCUUGGAUGGGCUGCAGCAGUGGCAGACAAAGAAACAUGACUGUGAUGGUCUUUGACCAAAAUUAAUUGUCCAAAGCCCUUUAGCAUGGAAAAAACAUCACUGGACAAUGACACAAUAGGAAUUAGUGGAGUGAAGAAGCUGAAGAGGGAGUGAUUGUUCACUGUUUCCUGCAGUAUGAGAAGUAGAGGACAUCAAAUAGAGUUUAAAUUACUCAAUACUUGGAAAAUAUCUCUGGUCCCUGAGCAGAGGUGUUUGGAGGCUGGAUGAGACAAUACCAGAGUACUGAUCUUAAACACUUGGUCUUUGUAUGGCAGCUGUUCCCACUGUUAUUUUCCCCUCAUCAGGAAAUAAAUACCCGAAUGCCCUCCUUCUCUGCCCCAUGAGGAAGCUGACAAAGAGCUGCUCUGAAGAGGAGGAGGUGAGGCUGCAGACAGGAGGAAUACCAAGAAUGGGAAAAGGGGACGACUGCCUCCAGAAUUCUGGAGGAACUGUAGCUGCAGCCUACAGUUCCUCCAGAAUUUCCCUUGUAUUGAAAUAUUAAACAUAUUUUUGGUUCAAUAUUAGGAACUAGUCAUGCUAGUUAUUGUUACCAAACAGAUUUGAUAAGGUGGCUAUUUAAAAUCCAUAGAAGUGUGAAGUUCUGACAUGAUUGAAAUGAAAGUGAGUCAGAGUAAUUUUGAUAAACUGUAUGCUACAGCAAGCUCCCAGUUUCUUAUUCCAAUUGAAGAAAAAAAAAUUAAAACAAUUCCUGUAUCAGAACUUCUAAAUUAACCUUCUGAAAAAUCAGUUGCUUCAAAGCAGUAUCCAAAUCAUAACAUACAGCAAUCAAACAGAAUAUUUUAGUGAUCCUCUUAUUGGGAGCAACCUGUUAUUCUGCCUUACACCAUGCCUUUCCUACCCUGGAGGGAAUGGUCUAGCACCAGUCUAGAGACAAUAGCACAUCCUAGGAUCUCAGAGGUGGAACUGAACCACAACAGAACAUGAAACAGUUUUCCAAACUAGAAAAGCCCUUGCCCCAAGUAUUUUUAAUCCACAUAUUUCAGAACAUGUCAGACAAUUGAUUAGCAAUCUGUUGCUGAAGUGAUGUAUUUAUCUGAUGCAUGGUUUCACUUAGCAGCUACAACACGUACAGCAAAGAGUUGAAAAAAAAAUGAACUGGAACUCUAUACAACAUCUUUUAUUCAAAACAGAUGUAUUACUUGGUAUAUGUUUAACAUUCUCCUCAUAAUCCCAACUUGAUCCUUAACCAUCAUGCAUUAGAAUGUUGCUUUUAAAGAAGAUGAAAAUGGGCUGCUAAAAUGCUGCCCAUAUAAUCUGAAUUAUUUUCAGCCCUGUUGUUAAAGCUUAGAGAUAAAAUUCUCUUUUGAACUAAGGUUGAAGGCAUUGUGUUUGAUAUAUUGGUAUAAUUCCUGCAAUAUAAAUACUCAUAAAUUAAGUUAGUGGUAUGGUAUGAUUUCCUGUAAUCUGUUUCCAGAAUCAAUAUUUUAUUGAAUGAACUUCUUAUUUUAACUUCUCACUUACUGACCCAGUGGUGCAGCUGCAAUAUGUGCUUGAUCGCUCACUCUCCUUUAUUUUUUUUAAACAGACCUGACUCUGCAGCAGUGUAGAUGGGGCAGGUUUUUAGAAGAAUUGCACUUAAUAUUGUGUGGAAAGAGAUUGAAAAUAACACUAUCAUGCCCUAAUGUAGAGGCUCCCCUCUUAACAUCCUGUAGUAAUUUAGAAAAUGGCUAUGUAAUGUUACUCCCAUUCUAUGGGCAGGAAGACUGGAGCCAUAAUUAUUUCCUUCUUAAAGGAUGCUUGACUUUAAGCACCUCCUCUUAUAUUUACUUUUCUAAAUGUGGAUUUUAUUUUUAAAAAUCCUUUAUACAUAGCAACUGUCAUUUAGUUAACUACCUAAGAUUUAUUGCAAGCUUCUGCCAAUGAGUGUGUGACCUCAUGCACAGCAAAAGAUUGUUAAUUCUGAGCAGGUAGAAUUAUCUCACCUUUUGGGAAUGUGCUAAUGAAGAUGCUCAGCAGUGGCUUUGGUGGCUGGGGUCCAUUGGCACGUGAUAGCUCAGCCUUCUGCUCUGGCUUUUAGCCCUCGUGACUUCCUGGGCAAGCCAAAUUUCAAGCAGUGGGAUUGCCAUGUGCUGCUCUGGUUUUAGCCUCUUUCACUUUGCAUUACAGUAGCAAUGAAUUAUUUAUUAUUAGUAAUCAUAUUAGUAGGGUUAACCCUUUUGCUGUAUAUUCUCCCCAGCAGGCAGUCUUUGAUCUGCUUCUGAGGCAGAGGUAGUGACAAAGACAGAUGGCAAUUUGAAAUUGUUCCCUUGGUUGACUUUUGACAAAACUGUGGCUGCAGAGAAGCAGAUUUGUGCGCAUUCUUCCCGUCACUUAUGGGCAAACUGAGAAUGAACAAGGUUUAAGUUGAAGCCUUUAUAGAAGCAGCCUUAAUACUCUAACUUGCACAUUCUGGUCUGUAGGUUUAUAGGGGGAUAAUGCUGCCAUAAAAGUCCAAGACAGCACAGAUAUUCUGCCAACCUAUUUGCAGACCUGAUCCUGAGAAAUCCCCUCAAAACUGGAUAUUGACCUCAUGUGAGGAAGAUAUGAACCUCAUCCCUAGCCCCAGUUCCCAUGGUAGACUUGUCCAGCAUCACUCUGGAUGUUUCCAAAGAAUGUCAACUCCAUGAAGACUGGUGCCAUUCUCCAGUGGAGAUUAAAAUGGCAUUUGUGAGAUCUGAUGCUUCAGAGGGCAGCUGUGUAGUGCUACAGCAAGAAGGAAACCAGCCUCUAAAAGAUACCACUGUAAGAAAAAAGCAAGGAAAAGCCCAGUCCUGGAAACAAAACAGAACCAAAAAGUGUGGAAGUCUGGUGAAACAAUGAUUUGGAGCUGAAUAAUAUUAUAUCAGGUCUGUAUGCUUUUAAUAAAUAGUUGGAAAGUCUUCCAUGAGAAGUUUCUGUUCAGUUUUAUCUCAGGGACAGAAGUUGCUCUUUCCCUCUAUAAAGAGCUGAACUUCCUGAGCUGGCACAUAUUGGAAGUUUUUUUUCACUGGCACAGGAAGCUUUUUUUUUUUUUUUUUU
Passer domesticus (house sparrow) is the source of this 5304-nucleotide messenger RNA. RefSeq lists its product as uncharacterized. The coding region runs from base 166 to 822 and encodes 218 amino acids. The record is from RefSeq and is a predicted model, not a curated record. The transcript has 5 exons. Lineage: Eukaryota; Metazoa; Chordata; Aves; Passeriformes; Passeridae.